CGGGCCAGGCUGUGGGCAUCCCGGGGGCCACCUGCCCAGAGAGAGGGCUGGGCAGCACCCACAUUGCACGGUCCUCCUGGGUGCCCCCAGAGCCCGCCGGCCCGCCCGCCCGCCCGGUGGAGUUCCAGUGGGAAGGGGGCGGGGGCCGCAGGGACCCCCUUUGGCGGCGGCGGCCUCCUCCUCCUCGCCGGAGCCCCCUCGACGCCAGCGCCGCCGCCACCCGCCCCUCUCUCGGCCUCGCCCGUUCUCUUCCGCCGCCGCCGCCGCCGCCGAGGCCCCGCCCACCACCCCCAGGCUCCUCCUCCUCCGGCCUGACACCGCCCUCCGCCUCGUGGUCUCCGCCGCCCCGCCUGCCCCGGCCUCAGCGCCGCGCCGCGCCGCGCCCCGCUGUGUGCUGCUGACUUCUCUGGCGGGUACCAUGAGCAGAGCCAAGGCGUCCACACCCGUCGCUGCCUUCCCUCUGUGCCAGGACGUCCACACCGAUGCCCACCGCCAAUUCCUGCAGGCCCUGAUGUCUCGGGGCGCAGUGGACAGAGUGCGGGCUGCCACCCUGCACCGGCAGUGCUGCGAACUGCAUCGGGUCCAUUAUGCGGCAGACAAGCUGGAUGAGUUUAUUGGCGUGAUCAACCGUCAGCUGCAGCCCCUCUCCAUGGAGAUCCGGAAAGGCAAGGAGGAAGAGUCCGGCCAUACGUGUUAUGCGCUGGUGAAUAUGGCGGAAACCGCAGUGACUCGAAUGGCGAGUGACUACACUGAAACAGAGCUGGAGCUGUUCAAGAAAACAAUGCACCAGAUCGUCUUGUCCGAGAAUGGCUUCGUGUCUUCCACGAAGAUGCUGAACGUGGCUGACCAGCUGAAGCCCAAGAAGAUGAGGAAGGGGGACGCAGAGCAGGUGCUGCGGCGUCUGGUCCAGGAGAAGUGGCUGUCCGAGAAAGAGGGAGAGUUCACGCUGCACGCCCGCUGCAUCCUUGAGCUGGAGCAGUACAUCCUCAGCCACUAUCCGGACAUGGUCUCCAAGUGCCACAUCUGCCACACCCUGGUCAUCCAGAAACAAGUGUGCCCGGACUGCGGGAUUGCCACGCACGCCCACUGCCUAGCCAGAUACGUCCAAGCGCAAACAGAGCCCUGCUGCCCUCACUGCAAGCAGUUUUGGCCUCAAAGGGUUCCAGAGCUCAGCCAACCGGCUACUCUGCCGUCCACCAGCACCUCUAGGUAGAAGAGUUCCUGCAGGACCCAGGUGACAGUCAGGACGCCGGGCAAAGAAUGCUCUCCCUCCUCCCCAGUCUUCACAGAGCAGGAAGGAGCCGCUUUGGGCCGGGUCAGCGGAGCUGCAGUCCCCCUUGGGCUUCUGCCCUCAGUGUUGUUUCUGGAAUUAAAAGUUCUGCAGUAUUUUCCUCCAAA
Messenger RNA from Sphaerodactylus townsendi, 1398 nucleotides. RefSeq names its product NSE1 homolog, SMC5-SMC6 complex component (gene NSMCE1). Gene Ontology annotation, biological process: double-strand break repair via homologous recombination; DNA damage tolerance. Gene Ontology annotation, cellular component: Smc5-Smc6 complex; nucleus. The coding region runs from base 419 to 1213 and encodes 264 amino acids. The transcript has 8 exons. NCBI's taxonomy places the organism in Eukaryota, Metazoa, Chordata, Lepidosauria, Squamata, Sphaerodactylidae. Gene Ontology annotation, molecular function: ubiquitin-protein transferase activity. The record is from RefSeq and is a predicted model, not a curated record.